Messenger RNA from Adineta ricciae, 600 nucleotides. Lineage: Eukaryota; Metazoa; Rotifera; Eurotatoria; Adinetida; Adinetidae. The record is from the annotation of a GenBank genome assembly.
AUGAAAUAUCUCAAGUCAGUUAUCCAACAAACGAAACAAACGUCACAAUUGAUUGAUCGUUUCAACGAAGAAACACGUUUCGAAGAAAGAAAAUUAGAAAAAUUCAAAGCACCGAUUACAUUCAGUGCAUCAUCAAUUCAAUGCACACUUCCAUCAGAUUACCGUCAACUAGAGAAUCUCUCGUCAUUGUCGUUUCUCAACAGAUAUACAAAACCUACAGCUAAUCGACAACAGAUCAUUCUUAAAUUAAUACGAAAACUACAACGUGACAUAGUGAUCGAUCUCGAAGAUGCCAAAGAUGUCGUUUGCGAAUAUUUUAAUUACAAUAAAACAUAUGAUGAUAUACACGAAUUAUUCGAUUUCCUCGAUAUCAAUUCACUGAAUUCACUUCAAGCAAGUGAAAUCGUUGUCAUCUGUUGCUAUGCCGAACGUUAUUUUUUACAUCGAUUAAGUCAAUGUGAAACGUUCUCUUCCCGACGACCUUUACAGGAAAUAAUUGAUUUCGAGUUUUUAAAAAGAAAAUUGCAUGGCAUUAAACUGUGCGAUAGUCUACAACGAUUGUUAACGACUUUACAAGAACCAACUACGAGAAAAAUAUAG